UUUCGCUUCAGAGUGUGAGCUUGAAUGUAAACCGCUAGAUUAGCGUCGAGGAUUUGUAUUUGAAAUAGACGUUACUGAGAAUACGAAGCUGCUACCGUUUUUGGAUUUAGGUAUUUCAGGUCAUCUACAAGAAAAUAUGUAAACGUCAUCCAAAAUAAACCUUUCCCGUACGUAACCAUAGCACUGACAGAAUGGAGAAAUUGUGGAUAGUUUUAGUUGCAGCUACAAUUUUAUAUGGAUUAUGCACCGCCAAAUCAAUAGCACCCAGUGCAAUCACAAUCAGUGUAGCUGAUAACAUACAACCGGGAGACUUUGUUACAAUUAUCAAAACACAAAAUGACCGCGCGGUCAGAAUUGUGAAUUCAUUAGAGGGGAAUGAGGACCUCUCAAACUAUUUUGAAAUAAGAAGCGAUGGCUCAAUAUUUGUGAGCGACGAGCUCUCACUGUUCUCAAACAGUCUUCUCACGGUGAAUAUACUAAAAGAGCCUUCAAAUAUGAUUGAAAGUGUGUAUAUUUUUGUAAAUGGAGAUAAACCAACUUAUUUUGCUGGAAAAGAAAACGAUCUCAUGGGAAAUGAUUCCCCAAAAGUCUAUAAAGACAGCCAAUUGAAAUUUAAACAUAGUCAUAUCAUUCACAAAAGAGCAGUUAGACCACCAAGGAUUUUUGUCCUUAGGGAAAAUGCCACUGGACAGGUAUUUACCGUCGCUUCUAACCCUCGCGUAGCUGAGGAACGCUUCCAGUUCAGGGCGCCAGUCCCUCCAUAUUUAGAUAUUGACGUUGUUUCCGGGAUGAUAAGUCUAAAGAAUGGCCAACAAUUCAACAGAACGCACUUGAGAUUCACUAUUGAGAUCACGAACACUAACAAUACUUCAUUUUUGGACACUCAACAGAUAACAAUACAUCUACUAGCAUUGAAUGAUCCAAGGCCCAUAUUUACCAACCGUUAUCAACCACUGAGGGCCACUGCACGUCCAAUCACGCAGCCAGGAACAGUUUUAUAUACUCUUAUUUCACGUGAUCAAGCACUUGGGGCAGACAUCAUAUACAGAAUAGAAUCAGGGAGUGAGGGACGAUUCAUUGUCAACCCUGACAAUGGCAAAGUUUAUCUGAUUGGUUAUGACCAGCUAGAGGCCCGGGACUACACCCUGGCUGUCUCUGCUAGGGACAAAGGAGCACCAAAUAUUGAGACCACGCCCACCCAGAUUCUUACAAUUCAUUGUAGUCGUCAACCCCCACAGUUCUCACAUCCUUACUAUGAACAAGAUAUUGACGAAGAGAUCCCUAUUGGUCAAACGGCAUUUACAUUGGAUGCCUACUCAUUCAAAGGAGUCCCGAUCACUUAUGAGAUCCAAUCAGAAUUCAACACAACUUCUGAGGAUUUUAGUGUUAACAGUGCCACAGGAGCGGUCACUGUGCUGAAAAGAAUGGAUUACGAGACCGGACCCUGGCAAUACAGAUUCAGGGCCUAUGCUAAAGAAAGACCCUGUAAUUCAUGGGGAAAUUGUGAGUCAGAAGUAACUGGUACAGUAGAGGUGACACUGAACAUACAGGAUAUUAAUGACAAUGCCCCAUUCUUCCAACUUGCUACAUAUGUGAAAGAUGACCAACUGGAGACUGUAGGUGUUGGCUCAACAGUUAUGCAAGUAUCUGCCAAAGACAUUGACUCCGGGUUAAAUGGACAACUUGUGUACUCAAUGGAUCAUGGAAACUUCUCAAUCAAAACAGAGGAUAAUGCUGGAAUUAUAACUACUAAAACUAUGAUUGACUAUGACCUGACCCCCCUUCACAUGUAUCAGUUGAAUAUAGGAGUGACUGACAGUGCCCCAACAAACCCAAGGACAGCUACCACCAUGGUCCAGGUGAACAUGAGGAAUGAGAAUGACAAUGCACCACAGUUUGUCCCUCCAGAGCAAACCAUCAGACUAAACCAACAGGCACCCCGGGGCACAUUAGUGGCAGUAUUACAGGCAUAUGAUUUAGAUGGAGAUAGGAUAACUUAUGAAAUCAGAUCUUCAAAUAGCCCAACAACGUUCAACUUGGAUCCUAACACAGGACACUUGACGACACGUCAACCUCUUUCUGACACUAUCGGUUACUACUAUCUUAAUAUUACUGCUAGGGAUGAUGGAUCCUGUUGUAGUGGCAGUAGCCCACUGACAGGGGAAGGAUACAUUGUCGUGGAAAUCUAUGGCUUGAACACACCCCCAAGGUUCCCUAAUUGCGCUAAUUAUGCUCCAUCUGUGAAAGAAGAUGAACCAAUAGGAUCCUGGGUCAUGCAGCUUACUGCAACUGACUCUGAUGUUGGAGACAAUGGCAGACUUGAGUACUCCCUUGUCAUACCAAGUGGUGAAAAUGAACGAUUCAGAAUCACUAGUCUCAAUGGUAACCUCACCACUGCUCAAGUUUUUAAAAGGCGUGAAGGAACGAAACAUGGUGUCACUGCAAGAGUUGAAGAUUUUGGGCGCCCAAGACUUUCCGCUAGUUGCUUCUUUUUUGUUACAAUCAGUGACGUGAAUAAUCAUGAUCCUGUAUUUGAUCAACGUGAAGAAUAUGUGGUUGCGAUUUCUCGAAAUCAUCAAACCAGUACGAGAGUACUUCGUGUCCUCGCAACAGAUCUGGACGAAGGCAACAAUGGCCAGGUGACCUACAGUAUAACUAGUCAACAAGGAAACUAUUUUACUAUUGAUUCUAGCAGUGGAUGGAUAACGCUUCAAAACAGUGUUAAUGGAGUAGGUGGGCAAACAUUGUCAUUUACAGUUUCUGCCCGAGACAAUGGUUCCCCACAAAGAACAGGAAAUCUAGUCACUGUGGAAGUUGUUGUCACAAGUAGUACAGGACAGGAGAUAUCUCCGACAUGGACAGAGAACUAUGACGAUCAAACUGCAAUCAAAUUCCGUGAAGAUGUCCUUACAAGUUAUUUAGUGAAAUCACUGAAAGCAACUCCAUAUUCAACAAGUGCCCCAGCUUUUACUUACUCUCUCCCAGCAGUAUUACCAUCAAGAACCAUAGAGUUAAAUGGUUUGGACCAUUUUUCAUCAUCCGCAAAUACGACUGAUAUGUCUGUAAGGCCCUCUGGCCAGCCACCCCUUGAUUAUGAGGAAAACUACGAAUUUCUGCUCAAAUGCAGGGCAGCAACUCAAACAUAUUACAUGGAUACGAGGCUACAGGUUGAACUCACUGAUGUGAACAACAAGAUUCCAAAGUUCCAAGGCCGCGACAACAAUGGUCGCUACACUGGCAGUAUUCCAAUCACAGCUGGGGUCAACUAUGAGGUCAUGAGAGCUGUAGCAACAGAUGAGGAUGGCACAUUACCAAAUAAUAGAGUUUAUUAUUAUUUACUACAGCAAGGAGAUUACACUGAUUUUGCUAUUAAUGAGGACUCUGGAGUUGUCACCUCUCUCAGGACAUUCAACACUACCAAACUCAGCUUUGCCCUGAAGAUCGGGGCCCGUGAUGGGGCAAAUUCUGCAUUGCCAGGGGUAACUGGGCCAAAUGAAGCUGAGCCUGUUGACCUUGCAAUCACUAUUGUUGUGCUAAGCUCUGGAAAACCUGAGUUUACGACCACCCCUCCCGCCACCACCAUUCCUGAGACAACAGUGAUAGGAACAUCAUUGCUGACUGUAAGAGCUGCCGAUUCUGAGCCAGAUAAUGUACAAUAUCACCAGUAUGCUAUCACAGGAGGUAAUACGAAUCAGGCAUUUGGUGUAGUCCCCAAUACAGGAGAUAUAUAUGUCAGGGGUAAACUGGAUUAUGCUACAACACAGAGUUACAACCUUGCAUAUAGAGUGUUUGAUGGUGCCAUCUCUGCAACCACCACAGUAGUUAUGAACAUACAGCAACAAAACAAGAGACCUCCUGUUAUAACACCAAGCAACCCAAGCACUGGAGAUGUAGUAGAGAUGGACACCAGCACUGUGGGAAAUGGAAGAGAAAUGCUCUUAUAUAAUGUAACAGCUAUUAACCCAGAUACAGGAAGUAGUGAUGGGGUGCAGCUCGGUGUUCAAGGUUACAAGGCUGCAGAACAGUUCCGUAUUGAUCCCCAGGGGCGGGUGUACCUCACCAACUGGCUGGAUCGUGAUGAACCAUAUGGUUUCUCGACAUGGGACAUCAACAUAGUUGCCCAAGACCAGAAUGGUGGACCAGAUUCUCUUACAACAUAUGGCAAGGCCAGCGUCAGUCCCAAAGACAUUAAUGAUCACUCACCCAUCUUCAAGGCUUGCUGUAUAACUGGGAGUGUUCCAGAGGGUGCAGCUCCAAGUCAACCAAUCAUGACAGUAUCAGCUGGUGAUGUAGACUUUGAAAAUAAUGGAACUGUGUGCUUUAAUCUCAGGGAUGUCCCCACUGAAAAUGGAAAUCCCCUAUUUUCAUUGGAUGGUACAUCAGGUCAAAUACGCUCUUUGAGGCCAUUAAAUCGUGAGAACCAGGAUCGAUAUGAGAUGAUAGUGGAUGGGAUGGAUCGGGGAGUUCCUGCCAGAACAACGAGCACUAAAGUGUAUGUAGUUGUUGCUGAUAUAAACGAUAACAGACCUGAGUUUGCUGCCCCAAAAUCAUAUUAUAAGGAGGUCCCUGAAGAAUUACCACUGGGAGCAACUUGUAUGGAAGUUUCAGCAACAGAUAAUGAUAUUGGGGAAAAUGCAAAGUUGACUUUUAGCAUUGUCUCUCCUGAUUCACCAUAUUUCUACUUUGAUAAUAUUCAUACAACACAAACUGGCAUUGUGAAAAUUAAAUCAAGGGUGGACUAUGAAGCAAUGUCCAGUCACUUACUCCAGUAUAACAUAAGAGUCCAGGACCCAAACCCUUCAAACAGUGAUACUGCAGUCAUACACAUCAACAUCACAGAUAUCAAUGACAAUGCUCCAGUCUUCAAUCCCGCCACUAUUAGUACUACCCAAUCAGAGGACAUUCCUGUUGGAACCACGAUUGCCACUUUUUCUGCCACAGAUCGUGACAGUGGAGUAAAUGCACAAUUUGACUAUUCUAUUGAUUACAUGAACAAUCGUCCUGAUGCCAUGCACUUUGAGAUAGACCCCCAAUCAGGUGUGGUCACAACUAUGCUACGUCUUGACAGGGAGAAUAUAGCCACACAUAACGUUCACAUAUUGGCAAUUGAUAAAGGAACCCCCACUAUGACUGGAACUGGAACCCUUAUUCUCACACUCACUGACGUUAACGACAAUUUCCCACAAUUUGCGGAAGAUUAUCAGCCAAUCGCUUGGGAGAAUGAGCCGCCUGUUCAAGAUGUUGUCACUAUACGAGGGAAGGAUGCAGACACUUCACCAAAUGGUCCGCCAUAUCUGUUUGCACUGCCUUGUGGUGAAACCUGCCCAUGCAAUGAUAACCCAACAUGUCCACAAUUCUCAAUGAACUUCAGACAAGGUGGUGACAGUGGAAGAGGUGAGGGUGAUAUCAGGACAAAGGUGACACUAGAUAGAGAACAACAGAAAUACUACCGCAUGCCUAUUAUCAUGUCAGACUCUGGGAACCCACGUAUGACAGGCACAAACACGCUAACUGUGACUGUCGGAGAUAGAAAUGAUAAUGACCAUCGACCUGGCCAUAAGGAGGUCUAUGUUUACAAUUAUAAAGGUGAACUUAGCAAUGCUGAUCUUGGCCAUGUAUAUGCUGAAGACCCGGAUGACUGGGAUAGAGGAGAUAAAACAUUCUCAUUUGAAGGGACAUCAGCUGACCAUUCAAGAUUCACAUUGGAUGCCAGUUCUGGUAUUCUACGUAUGCUACGUGGCACAGGAAAUGGAGUCUACAACCUCAGGGUCAGGGUGAGAGACACUGUACGCAAUGUGGAAGCUGUUUCCACCAUACGUGUCAAUGUGCAAGAAAUAUAUGAUGAUGCAGUGUACAGUUCUGGGUCCAUCAGAUUUGCAAAAAUGACGCAAGAACAAUUUAUUGAGCGGAACAAAACAGGCACUGGAGUGGAGGAUUAUGGGAAAUCUAGAUCGACUUUGCUAGCAGAACAAAUAGCUACAAUGCUUAGUGUGCCUGUUGGAAAUGUACACAUAUUCAGUGUGCGUGACAAUGCUACUAACACCACUGCUAAGGAUAGACAGCCUAACACGCACACAGAUGUAAGAUUUGCUGCUCAUGGCUCCCCUUGGUAUCGAACUGCUAGAUUGGAUGGUCUUGUCCUGGAUAACAAAGAGCAGAUCCAAACAGCCUUGGGUGGUGCUCAAAUCGCCAUGGUUCCCAUUGAUGAAUGCUACCAAUCAGACUGGGACUGCCAUGAUGGGGGAUGCUCUAGUCUACUUCGAACAACCACAAAUGCACAUACGGUGAAUACAAACGCAACAUCCCUUGUGGGCGUUGAUGCAUUCCUUGAGACGACAUGUUCUUGUAAAGCGAGGGAUUUUGAGUCCCCUACACAAGGAUGUGGGCCAAUGUCAUGUUUGAAUAAUGGGACUUGUCAUGAUAUUCCACGUGGUGAGACCCUUGGUAAUUCAGCAAUGCAAGGCUUUUAUUGUGAAUGUCUAGCAGACUUUGAUGGACCCCGUUGUCAACAGACCAGACAUAGUUUUACUGGAAAUGGUUAUGCUUGGUAUAAAAGACUUGCCCCUCAGUGUCAGGAUACAACAUUGAGUCUUGAGUUUAUGACAUCACAAGACAAUGGACUGCUCUUAUAUAAUGGCCCCUGGGAGAAUGUGAAUGCAAAUUCCCUUGAUAACCCAGUUCCCCAGGACUUCAUAUCAGUGGAACUGGAGGGUGGUUACCCCAAAGUGCGCCUUGACCUUGGUACAGGUGCACGAGAGAUGAGGGUUCAAGGUCGUGACCUUGGUGGGAAUAAUGUCAUGCCAAAAUUGAGUGAUGGGAAAUGGCACAAGAUUGACAUCAUUAAGAUAGGCCAGAAAGUACACUUUGUAGUUGAUAGUUGUGCCCAGUCAGUAUUGAACUCCAGCGCCCCCUGGCUUGAAGACCGUACCCCCUGCCAAUCCCCAGAGGUGGAAUUUACUGGCCUGGGAAUGUACCUCACCCUUUACUCACCCCUGGAGCUAGGGGGCAGGUCAAAGCCACAGGUCACUUACCCCCAAGGCUUAACCACGACUGGUUUCAAUGGAUGUAUAAAGAAUGUUUACAACAAUGGAGAGUUGUAUGACUUGCAUAUCGGCAAUGUUGGUCAACAUAGUAAUACAGCAGACAGAUGCCCAGCGGAGGACUCAGCCUGUGGGGUGAAUUUGCCCAGUGGGCCAAGAUGUGGGGGCAAUGGCACAUGUAUCGGGGAGAUAGGAGGCGGCUAUGUUUGUGACUGUCGACCAGGAUUCAGAGGACCAGGAUGUAACAUUGAGACACAGCCCAGGGAUUACAAGCCAGACAGCUACAUACAGUGGGAUUUCAAAGAGCCAUUUUACAGAGAUAACAUACAAAACGUUCCCAGAAACACUGGCAUACAGCUGAUGUUCCGCACCCGUGUCAAUAGUGGCGCCCUCUUUGUAGCAAGUAAUGAGGAAACUGAGCCUGCUUAUAAACGUGAUUUCCUCCUUGAUAUUGUUGACAAAAAGUUACGAUUUACUCAUCGCUUGGGUCCAGAAAAUCGUGAACUUUGGCUGAAAGAUGUAGAUGCAUCUGAUGGGGCAUGGCACUCAGUGAGUGUCAAUCGGGCAGGGAAGAUUCUCUCCCUGCAGAUGGAUGGAGGAGAUGGGCCAUAUUACAAUGAGACCCUUGGUAUGGAGAAUGACACAAGGACAUUUGAAAUUAAGCUAAAGGGACUAUAUGGUGGUGCUGUUCGACUAAAUGGUGCUGCACAAACAGGAAUAGAAGGUUGUCUUAAUGACGUGCGCUAUAACAAAGGAUGGUUUCCAAUGGACUCUGGGCAGAACUCUAUCAGCAAUGCGGCAGAAGUGCAAUACCUCAGUAGCAAUGUGGGGAGCACCUGCAAUGCUGGGACACCCUGUACCGGAAUAACUUGCCCCAAUGGCCUCAUAUGUCUCAAUAGAUGGCGCGAUUAUGAAUGCGGAUGCCAGGAAGGCUACCAAAGAGUGGAUGAGGGUGGUACACCAACAUGUAUUCCAGUCUCUUGUCUUGCCAACCCUUGCCUCAAUGGUGGGGUGUGUGUUCCAGUUGGCAGCGGCUAUAGCUGUGAGUGUACAUCAGGUUGGAGAGGCAAGAAUUGUGAUAUAAUAGCAAUAGCUGCGGUUGGUGCGUCACUUAGUACAGGUGCAUGGGUGGCAAUGCUAGUCUGCUUUCUAAUGUUGCUAUUGUUGAUCUUGCUCCUUGUACUGAUAACCAGAACGAGGAAUCGCCCACCUCCCUUGAUAGAUGACAUGGAUGAUGUCAGGGAGAAUGUCAUGUAUUAUGAUGAAGAUGGAGCUGGAGAGGAAGAUAUGGAAGGUUAUGACUUGGCUCGUCUUGCUAAGCCUGUAUACGCAGAGGGUGAGGCUCCUAUUAGGGUUGUGGAUAACAGACCUGUCCAAGCAUCUGCCGCACCGCCACCUAGUGGUGACAAUCCUGAUGUUGGUGGAUUCCUUAAUGGUCGCCUUGGAGAUGCAGAUGAUGAUCCAAAUGCGCCACCUUUUGACAGUAUUCGGGAAUAUGAAGAGGAGGGUGAAGGAAGUCUGGCAUUGUCUCUGAGCUCACUUGGGUCAGGGAGCAGCGGGGACCAGGACUAUAACUAUCUUAAUGACUGGGGACCAAAAUUCACAAAAUUGGCAGACAUGUAUAAUGAAUGAGACAAUCAUUAGAUGGCGUAUAUGUAUAUUCUGUAACUAGAGACCUUUGCAACAACCAUGCCAUCUCUUGCUACCCCAAUGAAACAAAGAUGUAUAUAAGCUUGAUCAAGUAAGAUGUAUAUAUUUAAGGUAAAAAUGGUUUCAAACAAAGAAUAUGAUUAACAAAUUCUGUAUUAAGAAAAAACUCUAAGAACUUUUUGUGCACCUCUUCAUGUACAAUGUAUGGCAUCAUUCAUCUGGCUUAUAGAACUUAACUUCUUUGGUAUAGCGAAAUGUGGCAGCGUUUAUAAGGAAGGUGUAUUGAAAUGAUAUUUUGCUUGCGGCCCACAUUGUCAGAUCUAUUGGUGCUUGAUGCGAAACCUCUGAAAUUUAAUAAAAAUUUAAAACAUCAUGUGUUUUAGUCUCCUCGGUGAAAUAAAUGAGUGCCAUAUAUAGCCGUUCACUGUUAAAGGCCUUUGACCGCCUUCCAGUCCUACUAUGAGACACCCCUGGUCUUAAAUGGCAUGAAAAUGAUUGAAAGAGGGAGGUGUUCAAUCAAUUAUAUCAUGGCCAACUGUCCAACUUGUCUCUAAAUUAAUGCUUACAACAUAACUUUUCUCAUCUCAUUUCAAUGAAGAAAAAAUGAGAUUUAAUAUUGUUUGUUUGAUGUGUUGGUUGAGCUAGUAUUGGGUGUGAUAAAAUUGGUUAUUUCAUGUACCGGUUCACUUAACACUUAAAUGAGAUAUAAAAUGAUGUGUUCAUGAGAUUAAAUCUUGAAUAUGAAAACUGGAAAAGAAAAUUUUACAUUCUGAGGAGUUUUCUUAAUUCUGAGGAGUUUAAAUCUGGGUGAUCGCAUACAUGUACAUUUAUGUUUUACUGUACUGUAAUUUAGCCCACAAAAGAUCACUGUCCAGGGCAAAGCAUAAAUACCAGUCCUUGAGGUAUGGACUCAGUUGAUUUGGAUCUAGGUCAAAUGUUUGUUCAGCAUUUAUGAUGGAAACUCACCUCUGGUCUAAAUUAAAAUGCUGGUCCAUAUUUCAAUAUUAACCAGUUGGUCUGAAAUAUUUGUGACUUUACCAUGAUCCUAUCUAUAAUUUAGAUUUUCAGAGAAUAACAAGAAUAUAUCUCUUAAUCACAUGAGUUCUGUGUAAGGUAUGUUUUGAAUCAUGUUUUAAAUUAAAAAUAAUUAAUUCUUAUUGUAAUUGCUGAUUAUAUGUACAUUUUAGAAGAAUCUGUAUAUUUGAUGAUAAUAUGUACAUUUUGUAAUAUGUAUAUUUGAUGAUUAUUAAUAUUUCUCAUAAU
Molecule: messenger RNA, 9953 nt
Organism: Owenia fusiformis
Lineage: Eukaryota; Metazoa; Annelida; Polychaeta; Sabellida; Oweniidae
Source: the annotation of a GenBank genome assembly